Molecule: messenger RNA, 957 nt
Organism: Pistacia vera
Lineage: Eukaryota; Viridiplantae; Streptophyta; Magnoliopsida; Sapindales; Anacardiaceae
Product: putative receptor protein kinase ZmPK1
Exons: 1
Coding region: 1-957 (318 amino acids)
Biological process (GO): recognition of pollen
Source: RefSeq, a predicted model, not a curated record
AUGGCGGAAUUCGAUGGUUUAGGCUAUUUCAUAUCAACUGAUGAAGCAUGGUUUCGUGCCACUGAUUUUGGUGUGGUGCUCAAAAGAAGAUUGACGCUCGAUUUUGAUGGUAAUAUUAGAAUGUAUAGCCUAGAUGAGGCCAAAGGGACAUGGAAUGUUUCUUGGCAAGCCUUAUCUCAACAAUGUACGAUUCAUGGCAUUUGUGGACCAAAUAGUCUUUGUAGUUAUGUUCCUAAGUCUAGUAGAAUAUGCUCUUGUUUACCAGGAUUCAAGAUAAAAAAUCCCAUUGAUUGGUCUUAUGGUUGUGAACCUGAAUUCGAAAUCAACUGCAAUAAUACUGAGGUUCCUUUCCUUCAACUCCCUAAUGUUGAUUUCUUUGGCUACGAUAUCCUUUACAUGCCAAAUUUAACUUUCUGCCAGUUUAAAAAUGUAUGCCUGCAAUCGUGCAUUUGCAAGGCUUUCAUGCACAAAUUCAACAUAGAGAAAAACGUCUUUGACCGUUAUCCGAAAUUCCUCUUGUUUAAUGGAUACCGGUCGCCUAGUUUUCGUGGAAUCACUCAUUUAAAAGUGCCUAAAGCUGGAAAUGUUUUUUCAAACAAAGACAAUUCUCCAAUAAUGUCAAUGUUGAAUUGCUCAGGAGUCAGCGGAUCAUCAGAAACACAUAGAAUAUACAUGAAAGCAAAAGAAAAUGAAAAGCUAAGAUUUUUAGUGUGGUUUGCCUGCGGUAUUGGCAGUGUUGAGAUGACCUGCAUCUUUUUAGUUUGGUGUUUUCUGUAUCGGACUAACAAUAGAGAGCCCGAAGUGGGGGGCUAUUUUCUUGCUGCAACUGGCUUUAAGAAAUUCGGUUACACUGAGCUCCAAAAGGCUACAUUGGGUUUCACUGAAGAGAUUGGAAGAGGUGCGGGAGGUGUCGUGUACAAAGGUUUACUGNAGGCAGAAGAAGAAGAAUGUUAUUGA